AUGUUGCAGUUUCUCAAGAAGACAGGUCGAAGAAAAUCUAUCACAACCGGUAACAGCAGCGAAUCAUCUUUAGCAUCGAUACUGAACAAUGACCCAACGACGACAACGAUACCAUCAUCACUCAGAACAUCCGAUGAUGUCAUCGAUGGUGCAAAAUCACCUGAAACAGAUGAGGAGGCGCUAAGACUAGCGGAACGGUACUGCUUCGAGAAGCGAGAUACUGCCGCGCGUGUUUCGAAACUUUCGCGCCGUAUGAUUGACAUUCUGGCGGAGCAGAGUUGCAUCUGCUACUUUGUUCAGUUUCUGGAAUCGAAAAAUGCUCUUUCAUUGAUUAAGUUUUGGCUAGAGGUGGAAAGCUUCAAGGCGGCAGCAUCAGAAAGUGUACGAGGCGUGCUUCGAUCGUCUGGCGGUUCUACUCACGCUCAUGGCCGAUUGCACCGUAGUGUCUCCUCCGAUGGGUACGAUAGUCUAUCGUAUUUCAGCAUAGAUUGUGAUUCGUUAUCAACGAACUCGUUUUCUGAAAAUGCCUUCGAAGACUCACAGUCGGCGGACGAUGUACGGGAGCUUGAUUCGCGUACGUCGCAAAGCUGUACGCCGGUUCCACCUCCAACACCGCUGGAAGUGCUGGAAGAGGUAGAUAUUAAGGAUGAUGCGUCCGAGGAUGGGGUGGCGAUAGUGGAACAAGACCACCCGGUUGGAAAAGAAUCAAGAGGCAAACACCUGGAAGUCUGUGAUAUAACCGUCAUGCGACAGUCGCUAACCGAUGACGAAAAAACACAAAUCUGUGAAGCGGGUAAAGGGACGACGAUGGAGGCAAUGCCCGCUGCGUCAGUGACGAAAGCAACGUCCACCAUUAAUCGGCCCUUUAACUCGCUCAUCAACUCGGACGCUGUGAGAAUAUAUCGGAAGUAUUUGAUCACAAAUUCACCGCACUGCAUUGAAAUGCCGGCUACCAUAUUGUCCAACAUUUCGCUAGCGCUGUGCAGUAGUGGGACGUGCAGUGAGAUGAUCUUCAACGAAGCUCAGCACUUUCUGUUGGAGAUGUUAGAACAAAACUAUCUGAACCCAUUCCUGGAGAGUUCCUUCUACUGCAAGUACACGCUGGAGGUGCUAACAAGCGAUAACCUUACGUUGAGAGACAUUCUCGGGAGCGAAAUGGCGCUGUUCUACUUUAUGGAACACCUAGAGCAGCAAAGCAAGCGCCACUAUCUAGAGUUCUACGUUGGAGCGGUACACUUUAAACGUUCGUUCGAAAAUCAAGUUCAAGCACAAAAGGAUGCGGUCGUUCUGUAUGAGAAAUAUUUUUCCCUACAGGCCACCAGCUCGCUCGGUUUAAGCGAUAAGAUACGCUUUCUGCUCGAGGAACAUAUCUGCUCGGCCGAUCCGACCAUCGUGGCGGAAUGCUUCGAGCUUCCGGUGCGAAUUAUUGAACAAUUUCUCGAGCAGCGUUACUUUGCCGGGUUCAUUAAAUCUCAGCUUUACUGUCGGUUUAUUAGCGAGCUGCUUGGAAAGGUGAAGACGAGCACAAGCAGCGAUGUGAGUGGGAUACUUCCCGGUGGUCGUGCGGCCGAACAACGGACCGGUAUGAACAGUGGAGCCAAACGAGGCCAUCGGAAAACGCUCUCGGACGUAACGAGUGACGCCAGUGCGGGAGGUGGACGACGUGGAACCACGGUUGCGUUUAUUUCCUCGCAAAACACACUGCUCGCCAUGUCCGACACAAACUAUCAACGAAACCGCAAACAUUUGGUAGCCGUUGCACUUGCUGCCUCGAAUGGACCUUCCGGUGGUGGUGGAAUUGGUAGCGGGUCUGUAGGUGGUGGUGGUGGUGAUAUUAUGCAGAUCGAUUCCCGUCAGUUGUACAAUCCGGAUCUUUUGUGGCGUCGGAAUUCGCCCGUCGCCGGUCUAACGUUCGGUCGGAUUGAUGCGCUCGGUCGGUACGAGCGAGAUUUCGACAUCGCCGAACCACCGUCGGGUGAUGACCGUUGGAAUCGCAACCGGAUCAAGAAAGCGGUACGAAAACUUGUUAACUUGCCGGAAGACAAGGCACAGGAAGAGCUGGCCUGGCAGGUGGCCGAGAUGAUUGUAAAAGACAUUACUAACGUUACCAUGAACAGUAAGACGUGA
This is a messenger RNA of Anopheles marshallii, 2127 nucleotides long. It is a transcript of the gene pkaap, whose product is annotated as A-kinase anchor protein 10, mitochondrial. Gene Ontology annotation, cellular component: plasma membrane. The transcript has 3 exons. Gene Ontology annotation, biological process: intracellular protein localization. Lineage: Eukaryota; Metazoa; Arthropoda; Insecta; Diptera; Culicidae. The record is from RefSeq and is a predicted model, not a curated record. Bases 1 to 2127 code for a protein of 708 amino acids.